Messenger RNA from Metarhizium brunneum ARSEF 3297, 918 nucleotides. RefSeq names its product U6 snRNA phosphodiesterase (gene usb1). The record is from RefSeq and is a predicted model, not a curated record. Gene Ontology annotation, biological process: U6 snRNA 3'-end processing. Lineage: Eukaryota; Fungi; Ascomycota; Sordariomycetes; Hypocreales; Clavicipitaceae. Gene Ontology annotation, cellular component: nucleus. Gene Ontology annotation, molecular function: 3'-5'-RNA exonuclease activity.
AUGGGUCUGGUCGACUACUCAUCGUCCUCCGACGAUGAAGCUCCAGCACCGCCAAAGAAGCGCCUAAAAGGGCAAGAACAUGUCUCGGACUCCAAGAUGCCCCCGCUUCCUGAAGCUUUCUAUGACCUAUAUGCGUCAACAGUCCGACAAAGUGUAGUAGACGACCCGAGCUUGCAUCAGGGGCGGACGAGGCUCAAUCCUCAUGUGGCCGGCAACUGGCCCACACAUCUGUACAUCGAAUGGCAUCCGACUGAAGUGCAGCACGAAACGCUCGAUGCGCUCAUCAAAAAGACCCAGCAAGAGUUGGGAGACGACAUCCAGCUUCACUCCUUUCUCAACAGCGAUCUUGGCACAGACUUGCCUCUGCACAUUAGCCUCUCGCGACCGCUCAGCUUGCCCACGUCCAUCAAGGACGACUAUCUCACCAAAGUCAAGCACAGCAUUCGCAGUUGUGGGACGGGCGUGUUCUCAGUGAAGCCUGCUGGGUUGGCGUGGUACAAAUCCCCAGACUCGGAUCGGACAUUUUUCGUCGUACGCAUUGCUCCUACGGACGCCAAUGACGAUUCCAAGCACUUGCGGGCGUCGACUCAUCCGGAGCUCAUGAUGCUACUGACGAGGUGCAACACGGUAGCAGCGCAUUUUGAUCAGCCUCCUCUCUAUGAACAGACACAAGGGGAGUCUGCGGCUACGGCGUUUCACAUCUCCAUUGGCUGGACCCUGGGGGCGCCCGAUGAAGAAACGCGCCUUAGAGCGCUGAAGUUAUUUCAAGACAAGGAAUUUGAGGAUAUUCACGCCUGGAAUGUCAAGGUGGAUGGGGUAAAGGCCAAGAUUGGCAAUGUGGUCACCCAUAUACCCUUACUAGGGAAUGUGAAGACAAAGGAGGAGGACGAUUUUGCGGAUUCGCUCUACGGGUCGUGA